Misgurnus anguillicaudatus (oriental weatherfish) is the source of this 1761-nucleotide messenger RNA. It is a transcript of the gene fut9a, whose product is annotated as fucosyltransferase 9a. Gene Ontology annotation, molecular function: alpha-(1->3)-fucosyltransferase activity. NCBI's taxonomy places the organism in Eukaryota, Metazoa, Chordata, Actinopteri, Cypriniformes, Cobitidae. The record is from RefSeq and is a predicted model, not a curated record. Gene Ontology annotation, cellular component: membrane.
AACUGCACUGGAAAGGUAGCCUGGCACGUGCGGGGAGGGGGCAUUAUUCUACAUCGCAUCACACGGCGUUACAUGGCGUCUUCUCCAGCGACGCACUUGCACAUUAUUACUGUUUUAUACCCAUAGGCUCUGUCAUGUUUUGACUUGCAGGCACAGAUUUCGAGUCUGUCAUCAUUGCGGACACACUGCAACAUGCACUGAUGCGCAGGCGAAGGCUAUGGGUUCAGGUACAUCCUGGUCCUGGCGAAUUAUUUAUCAAAUAUUACCAUCAUCGGAGAUAUUUCAGCACCGUACAGAUAUGCGAGGCGUGUGGUAUACGUUAAAUAAAUGAAGGACAUGAUGUGGCUUUCCAUCGAGAAUGACUGCAUAUGAAGAGACCUAUGGUUUUAAGUCUGACGAAAAGAAGACCCUGCAAAAUACAAUCAUUGUACUCUCUGGAUAAAAGCAAAUCUAUCAGGCCAGAGCAUGCCAUCUACACCAACAUCCAGAAUCCUACGACCCCUCCUGCUUGGUACUUUUUUACUGGGAUGCUUUGUGACUUUAUUUUUAAUGUACAUCAAGCCAUCAACGAGCUGGCUGUCAGGUCCCAUUGAAUCAGAAACCUCCACGGCCAAAGUGAAAAGCCUCCUUACCAACAGAAGUGAACAAAACCAGACCACAGUCCUGGUCUGGCUUUGGCCUUUCGGAGAAACCUACGAUCUGAACGUCUGCAGCUCUUUGUUCAACAUCGAUGGCUGCUUUGUCACCGCCGACCGAAACCUUUACAACAAAUCCGACGCCGUCGUCAUACAUCACAGGGACAUCACCAGCGACCUGUCCAACAUGCCACCUUCGUACCGUCCGACCUUGCAGAGAUGGAUUUGGAUGAACUUUGAGUCGCCAUCGCAUUCAUCCCAGUUACCUGGUAUCGAAAACCUGUUUAAUAUAACCCUCAACUAUCGGCAGGACGCUGAUAUAGAAGUGCCUUAUGGAUCGAUCGUUGCAGCCCAAGGAGAGGAGGACUUUGUGCCACCCAGCAAGAACAAGCUGAUCUGCUGGAUAGUCAGCAAUUGGAACCCAGAUCACGUAAGGGUCAAAUACUACAACGAAUUAUACAAGCACAUCGAGGUUCACGCCUACGGACAAGCUUUCGGCGAGUACAUUUCCGACCAGGACUAUUUUCCGACAAUUGCGAGCUGUAAAUUUUACCUGGCGUUCGAGAACUCUAUUCACAGAGAUUACAUCACUGAGAAAUUGUACAACCCACUUUCCGUUGGUACGGUACCUGUUGUGCUCGGACCCCCAAGAGAGAACUAUCAGAAUUUUGUGCAGGGAAAUGCAUUCAUCCAUGUCGAUGACUUCCCGUCUCCAAAAGAGCUGGCCGAUUAUCUCCUGUUUCUUGACAAAAACGAAGAGCUUUACCUGAAGUACUUUGACUGGCGUAAACACUUUAAAGUGAAAAAGGCAUAUUUUUGGGCAGAACAUACAUGUCUGGCUUGUGACUAUGUCAGACGGCACAAUGAGUACAAGGCAAAGAACAAUCUUGAUAAAUGGUAUUGGGGAUAAUCCACAUGUUGGUCUCCGAACCAGGUUGCUUGACAGAAGGUUCAUGUAACUUAAUUUAAAUGAGGGUCUGUUGUUAGCAUUUGCAAACAAUUGACUUUAUUUUUGUAAAAUGCCCCAAAGUAGAUCUUUAUUUAUUUUAGGCUCGAUUAUGUUUACAUGCGUUAAUACCGAGCCCCUAAGGUGACAUUGGAGUAAAAAAAUCUAAAGUUUAGUUUC